GUCGGUCGUCUUGGCGAGUCAUCAGCAGAAAAGAGCCCAGAGUGGGAUGGAGCCGCUGUCUGAACGUGACACGGACUCAAGCAGACCAAGCUGGGCCAGGCUAGGCCAGCYCUAGUCCUACCGUCUGGCCCAACCAGACAGGCCGGCGACCUCUUGGGGGAGUUCAACAGGCAGAACAGGACUAGACGAGACUCUUAUCAGGCUGUAACUUCAAAUCACAACUGUUUGGGAGGUCAUACUGGUCUGACCGAUCUCCAGUCCUUCCAUGUUGCAGUCGUCCCUGWAUGGAUGUUGGCAGCAGGAUGGAUUCGAGUGUUGAUCUGACCCGYGGAGGCUCUUUGCACUGCUUGCAACKCUUCAUGUUGGACUGUCUUUCAUCCCUCCCCUCAUUAAUCUUUAAGCCCCUUCCUCUCUCCUGGGGCCACCCYGAGCCCUGUAUGGAAGGGCCCUUUAGGAACUGUAGCUUGUCUUGUUAAAACAGCUGAAAUUGCACAAAGGAUAGAGCUGAUAAGUCCUUACAAACUUCAAAACAGAACGAGUCGCUGCAUUCAUUUCAUUUUUUAAACGCCAUUAAUUYGAGAGCUUUUUAUUCCAGAAAAGGAGUUUACAGUUAAAGGUUUGCUCCCRCAGUUAAAGUUUACGCAAUUUGUCCGUGGAUUCACCUUAUUUAUAUCUACACGUUUUCCUCCUCCCUUGUGGUCUGAGCCUUGUGUAAAAAUGUCGGAAAGCAGCAGCAAAGCUGUGAAAUUUAUUGCCCCGGUCCCUCCUACAUCCUCGGCCUCCCCCUGUCCGUCGCCUCAAACGYCCCUCAAGAAUGUGAAUGGCUCCGCCAGUUCAGACACGCACGUCGUGGAGAAGCUCGCCGUACAGCCCGAGGUGCGGCGGCGGCGCCACACGAUGGAGAGGGACUCCAAAAYGGCCGAGCACCGUUUCUUUCGCCGCAGUGUUAUUUGCGACUCCAACGCCACGGCCUUGGACCUGCCGAGCAAAGCAACCAUGAUUCUCACCUCGCCUCCAGACUGGGAAGGGACUCCCAACUUCUCGUCUCCGCAGCUCUGUAGGUCCGAGGAGUGGUACUCCGAACACGAGGACGACAGGAGAGGGUCCUACCUGCUAGGCGCCACUCUCCAGCCUUACCUUGGCCUUAGUGGGACGGUUGCGUCGAGGCAGGUUCAGAACACUGAAGGAGAUUCCGAUGCAAGCGUUAUCUCAGUUGCUGUUCCURCRACUUGCAAAUCUGACGGCGCAGAGGGGACGAUAAAAGAACAUAUCUUGACAGUAUUGGAUGUUACAGAUAAUGUGAUAAGUGAAAAAUCUGAUGUUACAYUGCGUCCCAGAGGGAUUCAGGAGGCGCAGCCGGCGUCGAAAGACGGAAAAGGGAUUGAACAAGUGAUCGAGGAGAGCGUUAGUAGUCCGACCGAGGAGAAAGACAAGGAGACGGAGGAAGGGAAGGUACUAGCGAAAGCCCGGGCAGAGCAGAGGGAAGCGGAGAAACGAGUUCAGGAGGAUAUAGAAGAGGCUGAGACGAAAGCUGUGGGGACUUCUCCAGAUGGACGCUUCCUGAAAUUCGACAUUGAGAUCGGGAGAGGAUCUUUUAAGACCGUGUACAAGGGACUGGACACUGAGACGACAGUGGAAGUGGCAUGGUGUGAACUCCAG
Messenger RNA from Austrofundulus limnaeus, 1659 nucleotides. Its product is annotated as serine/threonine-protein kinase WNK1. Gene Ontology annotation, molecular function: protein kinase activity; ATP binding. The record is from RefSeq and is a predicted model, not a curated record. Gene Ontology annotation, biological process: protein phosphorylation. Lineage: Eukaryota; Metazoa; Chordata; Actinopteri; Cyprinodontiformes; Rivulidae.